Lates calcarifer (barramundi perch) is the source of this 9497-nucleotide messenger RNA. It is a transcript of the gene dgkg, whose product is annotated as diacylglycerol kinase beta. Gene Ontology annotation, biological process: intracellular signal transduction; lipid phosphorylation; diacylglycerol metabolic process. NCBI's taxonomy places the organism in Eukaryota, Metazoa, Chordata, Actinopteri, Centropomidae. The record is from RefSeq and is a predicted model, not a curated record. Gene Ontology annotation, molecular function: ATP-dependent diacylglycerol kinase activity; calcium ion binding. Gene Ontology annotation, cellular component: plasma membrane.
UUAAGUGAAGUCACCUGUGUGGUUGCACUAUGGGUGUGCAGGGCCUUUACAUUGUAGUUGGUCUUGCUAGUUGGAGUAUUAGAGGAGAAACUGGUUCACAUUUGUAUAUAUUUUUCACCAUAACAAUUCCAAGGAACUUACUGCAAGUGAGGAAGACACAUGAAAUUUCCACUGAGCAUGAAUGUAAUCCAGAACUGGAAAACAAAACAAACCAGUGGAGCUGGUAGCCACAGUGUAGAGGAUGCAGCAUUUUCUGGAGCCCAACAGCAGCCAGCUGGAAGGGCGUGUCAGACAAAGCAAACAAACGAGCCAUGGGCAGACGGUGUGUUUUUGGUGGUACUGAGGAGUAAGGAGCGGUGAACUGGACAAGAGGCACAAUUGCAGGUCAGCGAAGGUAUUUUUGCCACAGAUCUGCUGAGAAACUUUGUGCCAAUAUCCAAGUCAUGAGGAGUAGUUAGUUACUGUCGCCUUUGUGGACUUAACACCUGACUUGGAAUCGUCCUCACUGCCACCCUGGGAGGUGAACCACAUUUAUUAGCAGACUAAAAUAAACAUAUUUUUGUAUUUGUUUUUGUAUUUUGGCUUUCAAAGAGACAAAAUUCAAUACUUGGAGCAUCUCAGCAAUAUUCAUGACGCAAAAGCAUCAACCCUUUGGCUUCACGUCAACUAGACCCUACUGAUUUCAACAUUAUCGUCUUUCCACUUUUCUGCCUUCACCACGAUUCAUGUGGCCUCAGUUAUUUCGACUUUCCACCUCCUGUGUGCUCACAAGGUGCUAGUUAUAAAGAGGCAGAGAUGACACCCGAAAACCUCUUCACCUCAGUCUUACUGCACAACUUGACCCAAGGAUAACCAUCAAUAUCCCCUAGCAGCACUCGUGGACCAACGCACUCCCAGAACACAGAGCCCUACCCCUGGCUUCAGGCAGUAUGGGAGACGGGAGCUGGGUAUGUCUGAGCCCAGCUGAGUUUGCCCAGCUGCAACAGUACAGCGAGUACUCCACAAAGAAGCUGAAGGAUGUGCUGGAGGAGUUUCACGGCGAAGGAGUCCUUUCCAAAUACAAUCCAGAGCAGAAGCAAGAUGUUCUCAACCAACCCAUUGACUAUGAGGGCUUCCAGCUCUUCAUGGCCACUUACCUGGAGAAUGACAUCCCAGAGGAGCUGUGUCAGCACCUCUUCACCUCCUUCAAGAGCAAGACGGGAGGCUGCUCUCCCGAUCAGUCUCGGGCAGGAACAAGUUUACUGGGGAUGAAUGGGAAAAGCAUCCUGUCUGCGAUGGGCCGUCACACGCCGGAGCACUCCAGUGUGAUGAGCACAGCAGGCUCUGGAGCCACCACCUCCCCUUGUUCAUCCCGCUCCUCCUCGCAGCGUUCAGGGACAGGGGGCCACACGCCUGGGGGCCCCCACCGAUCACCUUGCACCCAGGUCAAAUCCUCAGAGGGCAGCAGCAGCAAUGCCCUGACCCCUAACGCUGGUCCUACCAGGUCGCCAGUGUCCCCCAAACUUUCACCAGAGAGGAGCCACUCCGAGAAGCAUUUGUCACUGCGAAGGAGCCCAUCGCCCCAGAAAAACUCCCCCCUGCUGUCACCCCAGGUGGUCUUUCUCAAGGACAUCGUCUGCUACCUCUCCCUGCUUGAGAGGGGGAUGCCGGAGGACAAGCUGGAGUUCAUGUUCCGGCUGUAUGACACAGACGGCAACGGUCUGCUGGACAGCUCGGAGCUGGAUCGCAUCAUCAAUCAGAUGGUGCAUGUGGCAGAGUAUCUGGAGUGGGAUUCAACAGAACUACGGCCGAUCCUGAAGGAGAUGAUGGAGGAAAUCGACUAUGACAGAGAUGGGACAGUCACGCUGGAGGAGUGGAUCAGAGGAGGCCUCACCACCAUCCCUUUACUGGUCCUGCUGGGCAUGGAUACGAAUGUACAGGAGGAUGGGCAGCAUGUUUGGCGUCUGAAGCACUUCAACAAACCAGCCUACUGUAACUACUGCCAUACUAUGCUGCUCGGAGUUCGCAAGCAGGGCCUCUGCUGCUCCUUAUGCAAGUACACAGUGCACGAACGCUGUGUGUCCAAAGACAUCGCUGCCUGCAUCAGCACCUACGCCAAGUCACGUAGACACACCAAUGCUAUGCAGCAUGUAUGGAUGGAGGGUAACUCUCCUACCAAGUGCGACCGCUGUCACAGAAGCAUCAAGUGUUACCAGGGUUUAACGGGCCUGCACUGUGUCUGGUGUCAGAUCACUCUCCAUAAUAAGUGUGCGUCUAAUGUGAAGCCAGAGUGUGAUGGAGGAGCCUUGAGGGACCACACUCUGUUGCCCUCAUACAUCUGCCCCGUUGUCUUGGACCGUCACUCUGUGGUGAAGCGUGGUGAGGGGGAGUCGCCACCCAGCACCAGCCCUGACGACACCAAUCAGACUUUCAAAUUCUCCCCUGGAGACGGACAAGCACUGCAGAUCACCCCUCUCCCAGGUACUCACCCGCUCCUGGUCCUGGUCAAUCCCAAGAGUGGAGGGAGGCAGGGGGAACGGGUACUGAGGAAGUUCAGGUACCUACUAAACCCCAGACAGGUGUACAGUUUGGAACGAGAGGGACCAAUGGUAGGGCUCAACUUUUUCCAUGAUGUCCCUGAUUUCCGGGUGCUAGCUUGUGGAGGUGACGGCACAGUGGGCUGGAUCCUUGACUGUAUAGAUAAAGCCAGCUUUGCCAGGCACCCUCCAGUGGCCAUCCUCCCUCUGGGCACAGGGAACGACCUGGCACGCUGCUUACGCUGGGGAGGAGGUUAUGAAGGUGGCAGUUUGCUGAAAUUCCUUCGGGACAUUGAGCAUAGUACAGAGGUGGUGCUGGACCGCUGGAACAUAGAUAUUGUCCCUGAUGACAAGGAGGAGAAGGGAGACCCUGUCCCUUACAGCAUCGUCAACAACUACUUCUCUAUUGGAGUGGAUGCCUCCAUUGCCCAUCGCUUUCAUCUGAUGCGGGAAAAGCACCCAGAGAAAUUCAACAGCAGAAUGAAGAACAAGCUCUGGUACUUUGAGUUUGGCACCACUGAGACCAUAUCUGCCACCUGCAAGAAACUUAAUGAAUGCAUAGAAGUCGAGUGCGACGGGAUCAUCUUGGACCUCAGCAACACCUCCUUAGAGGGCAUCGCCGUGCUCAACAUUCCCAGCAUGCAUGGCGGCUCUAACCUGUGGGGCGAGACGAAGAAGAGGAGGAACUACAACCGCAUGAGCAAGAAGGUUCCCGAGAGGAUGCCGGCCAGCACCGUCACAGACACCAAGGAGCUCAAGUUUUGCAUGCAAGACUUCAGUGACCAGCUGCUGGAGGUGGUUGGCCUGGAAGGGGCAAUUGAGAUGGGUCAGAUCUACACUGGACUGAAGAGUGCGGGACGCAGACUGGCUCAGUGUGCCAGUGUCACCAUUAGGACGUCCAGACGGCUGCCCAUGCAGAUUGAUGGCGAGCCCUGGAUGCAGCCCCCCUGCACAGUCAAGAUCACACACAAGAACCAGGUCCCCAUGUUACUGGGCCCACCUCAGAAGACACCGUUCUUUUUCUUCAAGAGACGCAACCGGAGCUGCGACUAGGACCAACACAUGCAGACAAAGACACAUGCAUUUACAGUACAUAUAUGCACACAUACACACACACAUGCCUCCCACUGUAUAGGCAGCUCCAUCAGAUGACUGCUACACUGUUCUGAAGUUUGAGUUUGAAACUGGGAAGUUAAUUUACAGGAUCACAUCUGUGAUGGUGGAACAUUCCUAAAGUUGGGAUGGCUACAGACAAUUCAUUCCCAAAGGAACCUGCAGUGAUGGCACCCAAAAUGAAAAGACUAUAAGUAUACAGUACCGGCCUAUUCCUGUGUAACCAUCAUCCUCUAGUGUUGUCUCCAAACCCCCAGGUCCUAGCCAUGGAUUUAGUCUCAGCCACAAGUCUCUCAGUCCAAAGCCACUUCCUGCCCCACCCCCCCAAAAAAAUUAGCCAUAUACCAGUACUGCACUGCCUGCUAAACACAACAAGUUUGGCUGCUGGGAUUCCCUCCCUGAACAACAUGAAGAGAGUAAUAGUGAGGAGACAGAGGGUAAGAGAUGCAGGUUGUACGAUGAGCCAGUGGAGAAAGAAAGUGCUCCUCUAAACACACUACAAUGAGAAAAAUAAGGUUAGAUAAGAGCGGUGUGGCAGUAAUCAUGGCUCUUUACAAGGCUGGUGAGUAAAUAGAGUAAGAUCCACCUCUUGGUUAAAACACCUGUAUGAAUAAUGAAACAGCGGUUGCUUGUAAGAGCGCUCAGUCCAGGACCUCCCCACAGACUGACAACACGGUACAGCCUGAGGAGAGGAGAGGAGUGGAGUGGAAAAGCCUCAUCCAUUAUUGACUUACUUUGUUUGUGGGUUGAUGGCAGUGGGGCGUAACAGUGGCCUGGAAUGGGUGGAAACAUACAGGGGUGAUUUUAGCCCCUUAGCAUCACUUGCCUACAAAAAAAUCCUUUAAAACAUAUCUACAGGCUCUGUAGAUGAUCUGGCUGUAGACGUCAGGCAGAGGAAGUGCCUGUCCACUUGUGCACAGUUAUGACUGUAUAAAUUGAUCAGGGUCUAGAUUGAAAGUAGAGAUUGGAGACAAUGUAGUUCAUCCUUGCUUUCUUAAGAGACUAAUUUGUCCUCUGAUCGGUGCAGUCAAACACUACCAUCCAGACUGAAUCAACAACAGCUUCUGUGCACCGUACGCCAUAGGACACCUCUAGAGGGUCAAGGAUUGAAAUAAAUCCCAUCAAGGGUACAAGAACAGAGCCCCUGGGGGUUUUAUUUACCAGCACAUUGACAGGGGGAACUAAAUUUAUCCCUCUAUUUCAGGGAGGGUCUAUCUUUCCCCCAGUGAAACCCUAUGCCUAAUUACCGUGUCAAACAUCGACCCACAAUGUCAAGUGUGCUGUCAGAGUGCAAGGCGCUGGGUGGCUUUAAUGCAUUCAUGGUUUGUUUAACUACCAAAUAAAGAUUAGGUGGUAAUUGAGGAAAUAGACAAAAUACAAGGAAUUAUGUUUUCAUCACAGAGGGUGGAAGAUAUACAGUAUCAUUCAGAAGCUGUUGAGCAUUGAGCUUAAUUCAGUGUUCUCUAAAGAAUGUAUCCAUAUUACUGUCCCCACAAAUAUGGCAAAUUAUAUUAUACAGUAUGUGCAGACAGAGUAUAUGUAUAUUUCUGGAGAGUAGGUGUAGCUCAAAUAUACUGUAAACACAAAUGUGUUUUUAAUAUAUCAUUGUUAUUAAUGUGGAACUUUUAGCUUAGAGGGGUUCAGAUCAGUAUUCUUCACCGUGCAGAGCUGAUACAGUCACUCUCUGGGGGCAGUUUUCCACUGUGUCUAAUUCAGAUUAUAUUAGAUUUGAAUUCAGCAGUCUGUCAUCUUCCUUCCUCAGUUUGGCUUCUUCCUUGCUCCUGGAAGAAACAAGAUGACGAAAAUUACAGAAUGUACGACAAAAUAAUCUCAACUCAAGGUCCUCUUACUCUGUUUUUGAAGCUUUUGACAGAAACACAUGAUCUUCAUCAAUUGAUCAAAACUGGCCCAGGUGUCAUCAAAUAAUCUAAUUGUUGGUUACAUGAUAACAGAGAAAAGAAAGAAGAACAGGGCAGAGAAAACAUAUAUACACAUACAAUUUUGACCUGAUGGUGGCACAACAUGAAAAAUUACAGUAUCAUAUAAGCAAUUGCAAUUCAUCCUGAGAGGAACCUGAAUGUCUGUACAAAAUUUCAUGGCAAUCUAAUUCAUAGUUGUUGAGCUAUUUCACUCAAAACCACAAAUCUGAAUGUCAUGGUAGUGCUGGAGGGAAAGUCAGGGGAUCACCAGAUUCAAUGGGAUUUAUCCUCUGGUGAAAUGAAUGUCUGUACAACAUCAUCAAUGCAAUGAAUAGUUGUUAAGAUAUUUCUCGACCAAAGUGGUGAAACUGCCAUCUCAGGAGCCAUUCACAGCUAAAAACAGUGCCUCCAUUACAUAGUUAGUCAACUUAAUUUUGUGCAACUGCAAAAUGUCCCAGUCAUUACAUAUCUUAAUAACAAUUAUUUAGAAAAACAAAAAUUAAUUCUGAGGUGUAUAUUUGAUAAUUGAGAUGAUUUGUUGCUUAAUUUUCCCACCUAAAGUCCAGUAGCAAUCAGGCUUUUGUUGCAAGUUCUGAAAAAAGUAAAAGUGAGUUCAUAGACCUUGAGUUGAUAUUAUUUUGUCAAAUAUGAACUUGCAGAGAAUGUCAAAUGUAAACUUGAAGAAAAUGUAAACAUGUGAAUGUCAGAACUGAGAAAAUCUACAGUAUAUGUAAUGUGAGUUAGGCAUGUGGAAAACUGUCUUGCUCUCUGCUGAAAUAUGUGUAUUAAUGGUGCAGGGCAGAGUGAGACUGGUGAUGUUCUGACGGUACAAACUGAGCUCCACUGUAGGGUCAGGCUUUGAUGCCUUUAUACCCUGAUUCCCUUUAAAACACACUGAGUCAUUACUCUUGCACCCAGGCCCCAUGAAAACAGACAGGAUGUCCAGUUUAUCCUCAUACACUGUGGAUAUUCACUCCACUCUGAUGUGAUUUUGGGUCACUUUCACUUCACAUCAGUGUAAAGUCAUUUAACAUAAUUGGCAUAAAUUUAAUACUGCAACACUGUGGGAAUGUCAGAAGUUAUACAGCAUAUCAUAAUCCUUUAUUUCUCACUAAUGGAGCCUGGGAGCCAAGAGAACUCAGUGGUAAAAGAGUGCAUGUUUACAGUAACUUUACAUCUAUUGAAAGAAUGGUUUUAGACAGCUAUAUUACCAAGUGUAUAUAUUUGUUUAUAAUAUUUUAUCUGAAGUUAACUUACAUCACCGCAUGCCUGCUGAAACAAAAGGAGAGUGAACAAAAGAGGAGAUCAGACUAUUCAAACUUAUUUCUUUGCUUAAAAAUUCCAUUUAUCUGGUAUAUUUAUUUGUUGUGAUUUUAAUUUUUUGGUAGCAUGUUCAAAAAAGGCACUGCGGAGACACUGUCUUGUUACAUUAAAAAAAAAAAGAAAGUAUAAAAUUCCCACAUGACAUUUCUACCAUCACAAUAUACAUUUGUGAUUUACUGUCAGAUCACAAGGGCCACAAUAUGAAUGCCCACACAGAGGCUAUCUGAGUUAAUUUCCAAUAUGUGUCACAGCUCAUGUCUGUCCCUGUCCUUUGAAGUAAUCAAUUGCCUUAACAAAUAAAUGGACCCACUCUGUGCUCACAGCUUUGCACGGGGCUCACACUGAAAAAGCAGAAAACGUCACAGCACAUAGAAAACACGAUUAUUUGUAGCAACAUUUUGAGUAACCAAAUUUACUGAUCGUCAACAGCUGACCCACAGCAUUUAGACAAACAAAGAGCAGACAAUUUUAUUGAUACUUGGCAACCCAGAGUAAUCAUUUCUGUUUCAUCUGUUUGUUUGGUUACCAUCGUGGUAAAGGACUGAUGUGAUUUACUGCCCCAGUACUGACCUUAAUUAGCAAACAAGGGAGGUGAUAUCUGUGUCUCUGUUUUUAUCAGCAGGUUGAGUUUCCUGAAGCAAGUUCUCUUUAAAGAUAAGGAAAACAAAUCCCAUGAAAAAAGACCAAAGUCAAUGAUGUGUUACUCUGUGUCUCAAUAGUUUUUUCAACAUGGCUAGUACUCUAUCAUAGAUGUUAAUCUUUAAAGAUAACCAGGAGUGAAAAUUUCUCUGGGACUAUUUUCAGCUGUGGAUGAAUACACAUUUGGUACUCUAAUGAGUAUAUCUGGCAGCAGAACGGUGUACCUGGGAAUGACUCAAAAACUACAGUGCCCAUGUUCAUGGUAAUGAAGGGACAUGUCACCCAGUGCAGGGUGUCUCAUUUAUGUGUUUUUAAUCGUUUUUGGUUUAAAAAAGUAGGUAUUUGGCAAAGAGGAUUCAUCUGUACAACAUUUUUGCUAAACUGGAAAUAAUGUUGAUUUGGUUUUGUCAUGGGAUUUCAUCCUCAUCCUCUAUAGUGUUUUGCUUUACUUUACUUUUUAGAUAUUUGAUAACUGAAUUAAGUAAAAUCGAAACAAAAAUCCACCCUUGGACACUCAGAUAUAUUGGGCUGUGUUGUUCGUUCCAGAUGCUAUCUUGUUCUGAGGUGGAUUUAUUUAUUUUUUGUCUACUUCUACCAUCCCAGGUUACUUUUCUUUCAGUCUGAGAUUUCUUGUUUCUGAGAAGGAAGCUUGACAACUCUCUCUAAAGGGAAAACAAGCUUGUCAUUCCGCGGAGGGUUAUAUGUGUAGUUACCAGACAGGUUUCCAACUGUUAAAGAGGAGAGUCUAAUGUACAAAACACAACAUGGCACGUGGCUGCAUUGCUCUUUAGGUUACUCAAGUUGCUGUUGGUCGGAGGACGUGUUUCUUUGAUUCCUCCUUGCAUGAGUCAGCAGAGAAGGCCUUGGACUCACUAAAACCUGCCUCUCAGUGACGUUUUAGACAUUUUUCUCUGUGAGAUGACAUAUAUUGUAGUCACACUGGAAACAUCUCUAUGUGUUAUAAUGUUAUCUAUCAGUCACAUUAUUCAUAAGAACAAACAAAAUGCAUCACCAGACACACAGGAGAUAUCCACCAGAAAUACAAUAUGUCACCCAGAUUAGUUGUUUUUUCAAAGAAGUUCAACAUAUAGACAUUUGGGGAAACAUGUUUAUUUAUUUUCUUAUAGAAGGUUGGAUUAGAAGAUCAACUCCAUUUCUAAACAUGACAGUGGCAAUGGCAAUAAAAACUCUCUCUCAAAAAAAACGAGAAAAAAAAACAAUAUGCAUAUGUCCCAAAAUGUCCAACUUUUCUUUUGAAUACUACAUGUUACUGUAUGAUAUUUAAUAUCUGGUGUCCAGUUGGAUUUAAUGCUACUACCACACACUUUCAUUAAUCAACAGAAUCAUAGUCGCAGUCAUCUGUUUUCAUCUGCUCCCCCCAUGUGGAGCUAUCUCAGCCUCCUCCCCCCACCCUUUGCCCCUCCUCUGAGGCAGAGGUGGCUCUACAGUCCUGAUUAGUGUGAGCUCACUCUCAUCCUGGGACUCACUAGUGGUAUUGAGUGACAUCAGAGGCACAGAUGCAGCAGAGAGAGGCCCAGCAGCGUGUUUGUUGCUCUGUAUGUACAUAAAAUCAUCAAAUCAUAGAAGUUGAGUCACAGAUCACAUACAUACAUACAUAUCACAACAGCAACAUCAUCACACAGCUUCAGGGGAUUAUUACUGAGUAGGAAAAAUCUACUGUAUGUAACCAAGAGGACAGUUAAUCAAAUUAUCUGUUUUAUAAACUGUGUCUGUGAUAUGAGCCCUCUGCCCCCCGCCCUCAGGGUCAGUAUGGUGGGGGACUCUCAGCCCACAGAGGGUCAAGGGCAGACUGUCCCCUGUGUUAUCCAGGUCCUGAUUGGAUGAGAGAGGCUGUGGAAUCAAUAUGUCCAGCCUCUGCAGUCUGCCCUGUGUCUGUCUCUACAGUAUGUCACCCUCACUGUUUGUUAGCUGUUGACAAAUUGAUGGACUAAACAUUUUACCAAAUAAACACAAGAGGUUGAAUAUG